CGCCAUAGUAACACCUGGGUUUAGACGCACCAGUGGAGAUGGGGUCUGAGCGUACGGUUCUCUCGGUGGCACAGGACGGGGGACCUAAUCAAGCUCAGACCCCCGCAGACGGGCCCAGGACCCCACAUUUGGACACCCUCAGAACCAAGCGCCUGCAGUUCUUCUGCAAAAAUCAAAGCAUCCAGAACUCAUUGGAACCAAAAAGGGCAGCAGCCCAUGCGGACGGGUUGAGCAACAGGCAGGUGCCUUUGGACCCGCUCCGGGAUGAGGCAGAACUGGACCCGCUGCUGUUACAGGACUCUGAUGUCCCAGAACACCAGAAGCUGAGGCAUCCCAGCCCCGAGCCCCACCCCUUUAUCCGCCCCCUCUCCCAGCCCAGCCCCGAGCCCCGCUCCUUUCCCCGCCCCCUCUCCCAGCCCCGUGCCCUGAGCCCCACCCCUUUCCCCGCCCCCUCUCCCAGCCCAGCCCUGAGCCCCACCCCUUUCCCCGCCCCCUUUCCCAGCCUAGCCCUGAGCCCCACCCCUUUCCCCGCCCCCUCUCCCAGCCCAGCCCUGAGCCCCGCCCCCUGUCACAGCCUGGUGAAGACACAGGGUCAUUCGGAGGUGCAGCUGAACCGAAAGGAGCUGCAGGACUGCACCGAGGUGGGCAGAGAGAGGGCAGGCAGACUGCGGUCUCAGUAUGUUGACUCCAGUGAGAGCAGAUGUAUGAAUCUCACUGGAGUGCGUAGGGAUUUAUACUGUGAGAGGGGAGAGAGUAGGAGAGCCCUGGCAGCUAGUGCACAUCCACCUAUAUCUAUUUUGGAAGAGAUUCCCCCUAAGAGUGUUUCACCUGUAAUUGCACCUGCUGACCACACAACCGCAGUGCUAACCGCUAACACACCUGGUAACCAGAUAACUGCAGAGCUAACCGCUAACACACCUGCUGACCACACAACCACUGAGGCUAACACACCUGCUGAUCACACAACCUCAGAGCUAACCACUAACACACCUACUAAUCAUACAACUGCAAAGCUAACCGCUAACACACCUGCUAACCACACAACCGCAGAGCUAACCGCUAACACACCUGCUAACCACACAACCGCAGAGCUAACCACUAACACACCUGCUAACCACACAACCGCAGAGCUAACCGCUAACACACCUGCUAGCCACACAACCGCAGAGCUAACCGCUAACACACCGGCUAACCACACAACCGCAGAGCUAACCACUAACACACCUGCUAACCACACAACUGCAGAGCUACCUGCUCCUGCCCAAGCAGAAGACCCAGUGAGAGAGACACACACAGGACUGCAGGACGGGUGUCGCAGCAGUUCUGAAAAGAAGCAGCCUGUUGAAGCAAAGAAACCACCAGGGUCGUCAUGGCCCAGGCGAGCAGUAAGUUCAGGCUCCUCUCGCCGCAGGAGGUUCUGGGAGAAGUCCAGCAUGCUGUGGUCAUCCUACGCUGAAGGCACAUUGCUACCGAGAGUGAAACCCUCCGCCCGGCCAGCUGUGACCUCAUGCUCAGUGGCUGCCUGCACUCCCCAGGACUCUGCCCUCAGUUCAGACUCCAGUCCUUUGAAAGACAGAAUUUGCCCUGGAACAAAUGCUCCACAGCAUCACAUGCCAGGGGGCACCGUCUCCAAGCCGUGGCUGUCUCUUCCUGAUGAGCUGUGGAUGGCCAUCCUGAAGCUGAUGUCCCACAGUGACUUGUGCCAUGUAGCGCAAACCUGCCAUCGCCUGUGUAGACUGGCCAAUGACAGGACACUGUGGCAGGUGGUGAGGAUUGAGAACAGUGCGUGUCUGAAUGCUGAUUGGCUGAGCAGUAUAGGGAGGCGGGGCCCUUGCAGCCUGACCCUGUGCAGGUGUACGGACGAGCAUGUCACUCCGCGGGGCCUGGAGGAGCUGUUCGCCCAAUCAGGCGGCUCCCUGAAGGAGCUGAGGAUUGUGAACUGCAGUGGACCCGGUCUCCAUGGAAACAAGCUCCUCCUCCCCUGCAGUCGGUACUGCCCUCGCCUAACCAAUGUGGACGUGAGCUGGACCGGCGCCACGGACACCGGCAUUGCUGCGCUCGCUAGCGCCACCAGCAGGCAGGGCCCUCACACAGCACAAGCAUUGAGCUCGCUAACACACACAAGUUCAGAAACGCAUCCAUACGCUGUGGGUUGGGUCAGUCCCCAUGUGGCACUGCGAUGUCAUUGUCUAAUGAUAGCGUAUUUCUUCCCUUGCAGUUUGGAGAGUGUGGUGGUCAAUGGAUGCAGUAUAACUGACAGGGUCUUUAAAAUUAUCGUCAAACGACAUGGAAGAAGUCUCCGCAGGUUGGAGGUUUUUGGGUCCCGCAGUCUCAGCGCCCCGUGUCUGGGCCUCAUGGCGACGUGUUGCCCCAACCUGAAAGUGGUGAACCUUGGGAAGCUUCCGAACGUCACAGAGGCGUGUCUGACCUUCAUCAUCGGCCGCCUGAAGCAGCUGACCUCCCUCGACCUGACAGGACUCGCUGUGGUACGGGAUCAGACUGUGCACCAGAUAGCACGGCAGUGCCCCAAGCUCCAGGAUCUCACACUCCGCUGCUGUCCCUCCGUCACCGACCGCAGUCUGAUCGAGAUUAGCACCUACAGCACCUCCAUCAGGUUCUUGGAUGUGAGUGGCUGUUCAGCUGUGACAGAUUUGGGGAUUCAGGCGAUUUCCAAGGCCUGCCAAGGUCUUCAGUACCUGGACCUCAGCUCCACCAAAACCAGCAACAAAGGGGUCCAGGUCCUGGCCAGUUACGGCUCCAGGCACCUGCACACUGUGAAAAUCAGCUUCUGCUACAUCUGCCAGGACUCCCUCCGAAAACUCUGCCGAUACCACACAGGGCUGAGGCUGCUGCAUCUCUAUGGAGCCUGUGACUUCCACAACGUCCAGGAGCUCAGACUCAUCAACCCCAGCCUGGAGAUGAAGUGCGAUCUCGCCUGCCUGACCCCACCCGGGCUGCCGCAUUAAUCACACAGCUGGACCGCAUUAACCCUGCCGGCUGGCACUCAGUCAGUCAUUAAAGCUGAACACGCUCGAGGAUUUAAAUACUGCACGUGUCAUUUGUGUAGUUAAAUACUGCUCCUAUAGUUUGUGCAGUUCAGCACUGUGGUUUGUAUAUGCAUUGUAUAUGCAUACUUGUAAUUCAAGUUCUUGUUAAAAGUCCUAGCUCUGGUAAUUGUUUGAUAAAGAAGCCAGAUAAUUGUAAUUGUUAGAAAACUACGUGAUUACAUUAUCAAUGUAUAAUAUCUGAAAAUCAUGUAUCUGUUCAAUCUGCUGAGAAAUCUUUG
Conger conger (European conger) is the source of this 3286-nucleotide messenger RNA. RefSeq names its product mucin-2-like. Gene Ontology annotation, cellular component: SCF ubiquitin ligase complex. Gene Ontology annotation, molecular function: protein binding. Lineage: Eukaryota; Metazoa; Chordata; Actinopteri; Anguilliformes; Congridae. Bases 39 to 2966 code for a protein of 975 amino acids. Gene Ontology annotation, biological process: SCF-dependent proteasomal ubiquitin-dependent protein catabolic process. The record is from RefSeq and is a predicted model, not a curated record. The transcript has 18 exons.